AUUUCCAUUCUUUUCAGGGGAAUUCAGCAGAUUUAAUAAGUCUAGUGUCCUUAGGCUAGACCGUCUAGAUUUAUAAGGCUGGUCAUGGCUGGAGGAGGUGGCUCCGAACAUCUGGCUUUGGUCGAAAGAACCUUAAAUUGGACACAGCCAACAUGAAAAACGGGACGGAACCUUUUUUGUUCCAAACGGUUGCAAAGGUUCCGGGUAGCGAAGUGACGGAAUAAUCAAGUCGACGUACACAAAAAGCUGACGCUCUUCCGGCCAGCUCAGCGUCAGUCUUGUCUGUCUCCAGGCUGUCCGUUUACUAACCUCCAGCAUUUCUUUUAUAAAUAUCAUCGGUGGGCAGAGAUGGUGCUGCUGACCAUGAUCGCCCGGCUGGCUGACGGUCUGCCGCUGGCCGCAUCGAUGCAGGAGGACGAGCAGUUGGGCCGGGACCUGCAGCAGUACCAGAGUCAAGCCAAGCAGCUUUUCAGAAAACUCAACGAACAGAGUCCCACACGCUGCACUUUAGAGGCGGGCUCUAUGUCGUUUCACUAUUUUAUCGAGAAAGGAGUGUGCUACCUUGUGUUGUGCGAAGCUAGCUUUCCCAAAAAGCUGGCCUUUGCUUACCUGGAGGACCUGCAGGCUGAGUUUCACGAGCAGCACGGGAAGAAAGUACCCAUCGUAUCCAGACCUUACUCCUUUAUUGAGUUUGACACCUACAUUCAAAAAACCAAGAAGGCCUACAUAGACAGCCGAGCCAGAAGGAAUCUGGGCAGCAUCAACACGGAGCUGCAGGAUGUGCAGAGGAUCAUGGUGGCCAACAUCGAAGAGGUGCUGCAGAGAGGAGAGGCCCUCUCCGCACUAGACUCCAAGGCCAGCAACUUGGCCAGCCUGUCCAAGAAGUACCGCAGCGACGCCAAGUACCUGAACACCCGCUCCACUUACGCCAAGCUGGCCGCCGGUGGUGUCUUUUUCAUCAUGUUCAUCGUCUACGUGCGCUUCUGGUGGCUCUGAAAACUUAAGGGAAGGAAGUAUGCAACUGAGGCUGCAUCGGGUCUACAGACACUACAAAAAAACCCACCUUUGACUAAAAACAGCAUCCUUAAUAUGAGUUUUCAAACAACAUUACCUCCCGUUUUGUUGUAUGCAGAUGAUCGUGUAUUGAAUUACACUUUCAUAAUUAAUUGCCCUCAGUGAGGAAACUCAACGGCAUUUUGAGGGCAAUCGCAUGCAAAUGUAGAGGAAAAAUGACGGGACUUUUGCUGUAAGUUUCCACACCCUUACAGGGGCUGCUCAGUAAUCACCUUAAAUACUGUAUAGCGUUACCCACACUAGAAUAUCCAGAGUGGGUAUUGACAUUUAUUAUAGUCACAAUUUGACUGACAUACCAUUAAUCAGCCCACAACAGUUUAAUUUAGGUGUUUUUUUUUUUAUUUUAAAGAUUGUUUGUGGCAGAUUGUUUUUUCGCCAUAGUGACAUUUCUAAGUAUCCCUUGCACCUCUAUAUGGCAAGCACAUAAAAACAAAGCAUAAUAAAAAAAGAUAAUAAUAAUAUAUGCCGUAUGUGCGGGCUCCUUUUAUCUUGUACAAAGUUUACUCAUGUAAAUGUAAAAGUGGCUUCAGGCUGAGCAGCAGAGCUGCAAACAAGACACAAACCAGCUCUUUUUUUUCUGUUUCUGUCUGCCAGCAGUGAAUAAAAUGGUUUGCACAGCGCAAA
Molecule: messenger RNA, 1698 nt
Organism: Doryrhamphus excisus (bluestripe pipefish)
Lineage: Eukaryota; Metazoa; Chordata; Actinopteri; Syngnathiformes; Syngnathidae
Gene: sec22bb
Product: SEC22 homolog B, vesicle trafficking protein b
Biological process (GO): retrograde vesicle-mediated transport, Golgi to endoplasmic reticulum; endoplasmic reticulum to Golgi vesicle-mediated transport
Molecular function (GO): SNAP receptor activity
Source: RefSeq, a predicted model, not a curated record